Messenger RNA from Esox lucius (northern pike), 2343 nucleotides. It is a transcript of the gene idh3g, whose product is annotated as isocitrate dehydrogenase (NAD(+)) 3 non-catalytic subunit gamma. Gene Ontology annotation, biological process: tricarboxylic acid cycle; isocitrate metabolic process. The record is from RefSeq and is a predicted model, not a curated record. Gene Ontology annotation, cellular component: mitochondrion. Lineage: Eukaryota; Metazoa; Chordata; Actinopteri; Esociformes; Esocidae. Gene Ontology annotation, molecular function: oxidoreductase activity, acting on the CH-OH group of donors, NAD or NADP as acceptor; NAD binding; magnesium ion binding. The transcript is spliced from 13 exons. Bases 283 to 1476 code for a protein of 397 amino acids.
UUACUUAAUACAUGAAUAGCCCUAACGUGAUUUUACCUCGCUCUCUUACCAAUAGUGAUUUUUUUAAGUCACAGCUAUAGGAUAUUACCCGAGUUUCGAAAACGAUUUCCACCAGGCAGAUAUGUUUUUAGAAGAACUUUUCUCAUCGUAAGGAAUGGGAUUUUGAAGUCACGGAUAUUACAUGUCGGAAUAUUCCGAGUUCACAUUUUGUAUUUUUUUUAACGCAGCAUAAGCACGAUUAGUGCAGAUUCGCGUGCACGCCAUAAAUCAGACCGCGCUAAGAUGGCUGCCUCCAAUGCUGUACUGUCAAUGUCUAAAAUAAUCAAACCCAUCUGGGGUGGACGGUUGGCAACAUCGGCAAAAGUACUUCCGCAGGUUUUUGGAGCCACGGUGAGCAGUGUCAGGGAGAAGUCCACUGUGGGACGAAUAAUUCCUCCACCUGCAAAGUAUGGCGGUAGGCACACGGUCACCUUGAUACCUGGAGACGGUAUUGGGCCAGAACUGCUCAAUCACGUCAGGGAGCUCUUCAGGUUCAGCUGUGUGCCAGUGGACUUUGAGGUGGUCAAUGUCUGCUCAUCUACCGAGGACGACAUCAACAACGCCAUCACUGCCAUCCGCCGUAACGGAGUGGCCCUCAAGGGAAACAUUGAGACCCUUCACACUCUGCCUGCCUCCCACAAAUCCAGGAACAACCUCCUCCGCACCAGUUUGGACCUCUAUGCCAACGUGAUGCACUGCAAGUCCCUCCCAGGUGUCCAGACCCGACACAACAACAUCGACAUCAUGAUCAUCCGGGAGAACACCGAGGGAGAAUACAGCAGUCUGGAGCACGAGAGUGUCACCGGGGUGGUGGAGUGUCUGAAGAUCAUUACCCGGACGAACUCCCUGAGAAUUGCUGAGUAUGCCUUUAAACUGGCCCGGGAGAAAGGUCGGAAGAGGGUAACGGCAGUCCACAAGGCCAAUAUCAUGAAGCUAGGAGAUGGUCUGUUCCUGCAGUGCUGUAGAGAGGUGGCUGCUGGGUAUCCUGACAUCGCCUUCGAUGCCAUGAUCGUGGAUAACACCACCAUGCAGCUGGUGUCCAAGCCCCAGCAGUUUGAUGUGAUGGUGAUGCCGAACCUUUAUGGCAACGUGGUCAGCAACGUGUGUGCCGGCCUGGUGGGGGGGCCAGGGCUGGUCCCCGGGGCGAACUAUGGCCACGACUAUGCCGUCUUCGAAACGGCCACCAGGAACACAGGGAAGAGCAUUGCUGACAGGAACAUUGCUAACCCCACUGCAAUGCUGCUGGCAAGCUGCAUGAUGCUGGACCACCUGAAGCUCUAUGAUUAUGCCACCAUGAUCCGGAAUGCAGUCCUUACAACCAUGAACGAGACUCGGUUGCACACAGCUGACAUCGGCGGGCAGGGGACCACAUCUGAAGUGGUCCAGGCUAUUAUGAGGAACAUCCAGAGCAAGGGCCCUCUCACCAGCGAGCUCUAAACACAGGCACACACACAUUUAUUAGGGAUACUGAGUGAUUUACAAACACACUCCUUUCAGAACAGCUGUAUAGUUUAUGUUGUGUCCUCUGCAUGUCUAAUUCAUUCAUUCCUGUGUCAUUCAAUUCUUAAGUUAUUUUCCUUUGGCGUUUCAUAGCCAUUUCCUGGCUUCUUCAUGGAGAGUAACGUUUCAGCAUAAACAAACUAGGGGCCCAGUCUGUAAUGACAUGCUGUAGUGAAGUGAAAGGCCAUUGUUUCGUGUCAGAUGGCGAGUGGUGCAGAAGAGCACAUGAUUGAUCCAUCUCCACAUGAAAAGAUCGUACUCCGAUUGCUUUAAGGCAAAUGUUUCUUAGCUACUUGGGUUCAUUGCGGUCUUUAGUGAAACUUGAAAAGGUUGCAUUCUUUCCACUACUCUUAAAAUGUUCUCACAGGAGAAAGAUAUAGUGUAAAUUGUUGUUUCUCAUAGGACUGCAGUCUUGAAUAUUAUGAACUGUUUUAUGUUCUUGUCACAGUCUGGGGCUUAGGUCUCUGUUUUCUGGCUUGGUCUCAGUCUCUGUCAGCUUCCCACUCAUACCAAAGUCCUGAUUCACCAGUAUUUUGUUUUUGUUCUUUGGUGGUCUUUAAAAAAACAAACAUAGAAAGUACUCUUUUGGGGUUUAUCUUGUUCUAACUUAUAUUUUUACCUGUUUCCCACUGUCUGUGUCUUCAAGAACAACAAUGUAACAUGUUGAUAUAUUCUGUCAUACAUACUGUAUUUCUCUUGAAACAGCUGUGGAACUGCGGUGCAUAUACUUGUGUUGUAUUCUAAAGCAACCUAUGUGGUUGUGCCAAAAGUCUCUAAUAUGGUAAAAAUCUAAAGUUAAAAAAA